Molecule: messenger RNA, 1196 nt
Organism: Lathyrus oleraceus (garden pea)
Lineage: Eukaryota; Viridiplantae; Streptophyta; Magnoliopsida; Fabales; Fabaceae
Product: LIM domain-containing protein WLIM1
Exons: 5
Coding region: 240-785 (181 amino acids)
Source: RefSeq, a predicted model, not a curated record
UUUCAUGCUACAUCCGAAAUUUACUGCUGUCCACAUUCAGUUUUUUCAUUUCCUCCUCUGAUUUAUUUUCUCUCUCUUUUUCUCAUUUCUUAAUAGGAGGAGAAAAGGAGAAAAUUAGAGAGAACAGAGAUAAGAAGGGAACUUUGGCAGAGGAAAUCCUUGCGGACGACCGGAUCUUUGUUCCCUUUUUUUCUCUAUUUCUCUUGCUCAUUCUGCCCAGGGUUCGGUCAUCGGCUGCCAUGGCCAGUUUUGGAGGAUCCACACAGAAGUGCAGGGCAUGCGAAAAAACGGUUUAUCUUGUUGAGAAGCUAGUUGCAGAUGGUCGUAUAUAUCACAAGGCCUGUUUUCGAUGCCACCAUUGCCAGAAUACCCUCAAGCUAAGCAACUACUGUUCUAUCGAUGGGGUGCUCUAUUGCAGACCACACUAUGAUCAACUCUACAAGAGAACCGGAAGCCUGGACAAAAGCUUUGAAGGAACGCCCAAAAUUCAGAAACCAGAAAGACCAGCUGAGAAUGAGAACGCCAAAACACUUGCAAAAGCGUUUGGGGGGACAAAAGACAUAUGCAUGUGUUGCAAAAAGACAGUGUAUCCCACGGAGAAGGUUACCGUUAACGGGACUCCCUAUCACAAGGGCUGCUUCAAAUGUAUCUAUGGAGGUUGCACUAUAAGCUCAUCAAAUUUUGUUACACAUGAAACAAAGCUUUACUGCAAACAUCAUCACAUUCAACUUUUCAAAGAGAAAGGGAAUUACAGUCAACUUGAGACUACUGAUGUUUCUGCUUAAUGUCUGUGUAAAAAGACUGUUAAUAGUUUUGAAAAAUGUGUGCUACAAUUUCACUUAAAUGUUACUAUAGUUUUCUGCAUGUUAAAACAGCUGUGUUGGUGAGACAAGUACUAUAAGGUGAAAUUUGCUAUGUAUUCAUCAUAAAAGUUAGAAGGGCUCUUCUCUUGUAGUGAUGAUUAACACACAAUCAUGCAACAGAACCUUAGGCAAAUUCAUCAAAAUAAAAAUGCUAGCACAAAAUGAAACUUUCUAUAAAGGCAACGAACGAAACACAGGGAAAUUAUAAACAGAGCAAUCCUUUAAUAAGGCAGUAUGAUAUUUAGAAGCAGUAGUUCAUAACUUGAUAUUCAUAAAAACAAACAAUAAACAAGGAAAAGUAAAAGAAACUACAAGAACAAUAAUCAUCAUGUA